Cercopithifilaria johnstoni is the source of this 1668-nucleotide messenger RNA. Lineage: Eukaryota; Metazoa; Nematoda; Chromadorea; Rhabditida; Onchocercidae. The record is from the annotation of a GenBank genome assembly.
AUGGCUUCUCAAGUGUGUUGUCGAAAAGAUAAGAGAAAGAGCAAGGUAAUCUGCUUGGACAUACCUGGCGAGGAAAUGCUGACCUGGCUACCACCUUCACCUCCACCCUCUGAUAGUGGUGAUGAUAUUUACUAUGAUUCAACCGGUGAAUACUGGUUUGAGCAGUUGCCGAUGGCUGAGUGUCGUUUACCAACUACAAUUCACGAGCUUCACCGCCCUCGACCGCUUACACCAACUUCAACACUUGUUUCGGAACAAUUCGUACCAGAAAUUAUAGUUCCUCCAUCGACAUUAUAUCAAAUGGCACCAGGUGCAAUGCCACCAAGUAUUUCAAUGCCAUCAAUUGUUGCACUGCCUCCAUCACCCACUGGCAUGUGUACUGUAGCUAGUGGUAUUAUCCGUGAUAUCGUAUCAUCUCCCACUGCGUCGGUUUCAUCAGUUUCACAUGAACGUGGUAUCAAUUUAAUACCUCAAACAGGUGUAUCUUCUGGUGCUGCUUACCUUGAUACAUCAAAUCUAUUAAGACCUGCUACACCUUCACGUUUGCCUGGUUCUGUUGAUGACGCAAUUGAUAGCGUACGAAAGUCAGCACAAAAAGCAUUAUCCGUCCAGGGGAUACAAAGAUCUCAAGCUGGAAGCGGUCGUCCUAGCCUGCUUGAUAGUCGCUGUGGAAAAACCGAAUUGCGGCGUCCAUUCACACCACCUCCACGAUAUCGCGAAGCAAUCGAUUACGAUGGAUCGGAAUGGAGUAUUACGGAAGACUAUGAGGCGCUUAUGAUUCUAACUGAAUUGCAAAAAUUACCAAAUCAUUUGCAUUCAUCGAAGAUUGGACAGUAUGCAAAUUGGGACAUGGUGUCGAUUUUGUUGGCUCCAUUAUCGGAAAUCUAUCGUUCACCGCGACAGUGUUCACUGCAUUAUCAAAUGGUAGUGCAGCCACGUGAAGAAGGGCGUAUGGUCACGCUGGAUCCGAUAACAAAGAAAACGAGGAGAGUUCCGCUAUCAACCGGAGAAAUGAUUCAUAUGAAGCGCGGACGUACAAAAACUGAUCAGCAGUAUUUUGCGGACAUCCUUAAACUUCUAUCAAGUCAAUAUGAUAAAAAAGUUAAAGCAAUGAAAGCAGCAUCACUGAAGCAAACUGUUUUAUUCCGUCCAAAAACGACCGGCGAUAAUGUUGAAAAAUGGUGUCCACUACAAUCUCAAGAAUUGAAAUUUGCUGAACUGGGGAUACGUUACGAUGCUACAACAACCUGUUCCGCAGUAGUUGAUUAUCGCAAUGAGCGACGUGAGAAAUUACGUGAGCAGGAUCGAGAGCGUUCGCGCCUGAAGGAAGAAGAGGAGCAAAAGAGGGAAGCAAUGGUCAUGGAACAGCAACGUAGUCAUGAACAGAAAUUAAUUCGUAAGGAAUCGGCGGUCACUGCAAUCCCUGGUAUUAUACAUUAUCAGAAAGUAAGUUAUGGGGCUGUAAUGGAACAUGCACAGCAACAGCUUUCUGCUGCUUCAACAACAGCAAUGAGUGCCCCGGCUGUUUCGACUGUGAGAACAUAUACUUCUGGUGGUUGUGUUCAAAGUCAGCUUAUGAGCAAUGUAUCUGGACAAAGCGUGGCAUAUGCAAGUGAUGCCCCUCAAGUAAUAGUUAGCCAGCGAACAUAUGUUGACCACCCACAAGUG